AUGGCGCCCAAGGUCAACUUCGCGCUGGCGCAGAAGCGCUCGGCGGACAGGCGCCUCCUCCACUACGAUGUCGACACCCGGAACGUCAUCGUCGCGGGCACGGGUCGGCCGUUUCCCCUGGACGUCUCCCACGCCGCCAUCGGGAAGCACUCCGAGGGCCUGGCGCUCUACUUCGAGACGAUCAAGUUUUUCCUCUACCUCAUGCUCGCGCUGCUCGUCUGCUGCGGGAUCCAGCCCCUCGCGCACUCCUCCGCCAACAACAACCUGAGCACGGACUACACCGUCAACGUGCAGUCCAACACGCAGGCCAGGGCGCAGGUGUGCGCGCGGGAGACGCAGCCGUCCGCCAUCCUCGGCACCUCCAUCGGCGCCACCUGCAACGAUCCGUUGACCGCGUCGUACUACUCGUGCCCGACGCUGUGCGACGUUUACAUGGACACCUCGCAGGACCUCGCGACGCUCGGGGACCUCUGCGCGGCGCACCUGCCGUGCACCAACAGCGCGCUGACGUCGGCCGAGAAGGCGACGUGCUGCGUGGAGCGCCUGAUGCCCGAGCUCGCCAAGGAGAACAUGCCGGGGGCUAACCUGGCGUGCGGGCUCUUCGUCUCCGUCGUCGUUCUCCUGCUGUGGACCGCGUUCUACCACAAGGAACAGCUCAAGAACGCGCAGCGGAUCAACCGCAACGCCGUGACCGUCGGCGACUACGCCGUGCUCGUGCAGGGCCUCGGCGUGAACCAGCUCACGCGGCGGCAGGUCGCGGAGUUCAUGUCCCACUACGGCGAAGUCGCGUCGGUCUCGUUUACGAAAAACGUGGGCAACCUGCUCAAGGCGGAGCAGGACCUGAGCGAGGCGCGCGUGAAACUCGCGGAGCUCAAGGCGUGGAACGAGCACGGAAAGGGCGGCGGCGACGGCGGCGGGCGCCCCGGCGCGUCUUUCCGCGCGAUGUUUCUUCAAUCGACGGAUUACUCCGACGCCGCCGUCGCCAAGGCGGAGGCGACUUUCGUCCGACUGUUAAAGAGCGUCGACCAGCUCGCGAGGCUCCCGGUGGUCAACAACGGCGAGGCGUUCGUCACCAUGAACUACGAGGCGCACGCGAACAACGCGUUCAUCGAUCACCGCCGCGGCUGGGGCGAGCUGGCGCUGGAUUACCUCUUUGGGUGCUUCGGCUUUGUGUGGGGGGCGCCGAGGCUCAACGGACGCAGGCUGACGAUGUCGGUGCCGCCCGAGCCCGACGACGUCAACUGGGAGAACGUCAACAUCCGAGGUCAGGCGUGGUACGAGCGAAGCGUCAAGGCGUGGCUCGCGCUCGGCGCCGGCCUCGGCAUCGGCGCCGGCAUCCAGAUUGUGUUUGAGCAGCUCAGGGAGGAUGCCCGAGCAGACGUGAUGGACGACGAGAUAAGAGCCGCCGCCCUCGGGGAGAAUCCAUCGGGCGACGACGGUUCGAUCGGCGCGCUGACCGCGUUCUCCGGUUUCAUGAUCGUCGCCAUCAACGUCUCGCUGCAGUACCUCGCCAAGGUGCUCACGAAGUUCCAGCGCUUCCACACGCGGACGCACUUUGAGGCUUCGCUCAUGGUGAAAAUUUUCAUCGUCACGGUGGUGAACACGGCCAUCGUGCCCAUCACCGCGUCGCGAUGCGAUCGAACCAAAUCGACGCAGGGCGAGUGCCUGUGGUACGCGCCCGGCGGUUUGAUCGAGUCGGCGUUUUACCUGCAACUGUUCAACGCGUUCUUGCCCGACCUGAUUGCGUAUCUGGACUUUACCGGCAAAUCCAGACAAUCGAUGGCGAAACACGCGAAGACGCAGGACAUGGCCGAGCGGGCGCUGGAACCCGACGAGUUUAUCCUCGCGGAGAAGUACGCGGCGACGCUGAAGACCGUGGCGCUCGCGGUCAUUUACGGCCCGGUUCUGCCGAUUUCUUACCUCAUCGCUUUCUUCGGCCUCUGCGUCACCUACUGCUCGGACAAGUACAUCGCCCUGAGGAGAGCUCGUAAACCGGUUCGCAUGAAGACCAUGCACUCGCUGUACGUGGUGAUGAGCAUGCGGGUGCUGGCGCUGACACAGCUGUUCAUCGCGUUCGACCUGUGGUUCGGUGAGGAGAAAAAAGCGGCCGACUGGUUCAUCGGCGCGCUCAUCAUCUGGAUCUUGUGGAUUCUGUUCCUCCCACUCAUCAAAGCCUGCAUCGGCAUCGAGCGCGACGAGGCGUUCGAAGACGGCGGCACCGGCGGCGUCUCCUAUCACACCAACAUGGGCAAGGGCGCCGGCGCCAACGCCGCGCCGCCGCUGCCGCCCAGGCCCGAGGAGGACGGCGAGUCGGAGCUGAGCAAGCAGGAGAAGCUCAUAAAGUGCGACCUCCUCGGGAUCAAACUCGAGGACUUCGACAAGGGCCGGCUCGACAUGUACCACCCCCCGUUGCCCGCCAACGCGUCCGAGGGCACGAUCAAGAACCUCGUCGCGGAGUACCGACUCUUCGACGAGCCGACAAAGGGUGACCCGACGCUGAUGCCGGGUCAGAAACCUCGCACCGGCGGAUUCAACGUCAACCCCCCGGGCACGAUGCCGAGGCCCCAGGGCAACAUGUUCGCGUGGAUGGGCUUCGGAGGAGGCGGGAGCGGAUGGUUCACGCCGGCGCAGCAAGGCCAGCCGACGCAUCAGGUGCAACCCCAACCCGGCACCGCGCCCGCGACUGGGUACGGGCCUCCGCCGCCCGGGCAGAUGGUGCGGAUGAUGCCUCCGCCGGGGGCCCCGCCGGGCGCCAGGGUCGUUUACGUGCAACCGCCGCCGGGCGCGCCCGCUCCGUUCCCGGGGCAGUAUCCCGCGCCGCCCGGUGCGCCGCCGCCGGCGGGAUACCCGGCUCCGCCGCCCGGGCCCGCGCAGGCGGGGAUGUUCCCGGCUCCGGGGCAGAUGAUGAUGCAGGCGGCGCAGCGGAGGAUGCCGGCGAUGUUCGGCACGGGUCAGCCGACGAUCCAGCAGCACCCUCCGCGGUGAUGGACUCGUUCGCGUGUCGUAGACGUCGAUGUCGUUCUCAGUUUUGAUCAUUAUUUUAGAGGUAUUUAUUACAUAAAGAGACGAUGCGCCGACAUCGGCAGCCACUU
Micromonas commoda is the source of this 3092-nucleotide messenger RNA. RefSeq lists its product as hypothetical. NCBI's taxonomy places the organism in Eukaryota, Viridiplantae, Chlorophyta, Mamiellophyceae, Mamiellales, Mamiellaceae. Gene Ontology annotation, cellular component: plasma membrane. Gene Ontology annotation, molecular function: calcium-activated cation channel activity. The coding region runs from base 1 to 2985 and encodes 994 amino acids. The record is from RefSeq and is a predicted model, not a curated record. The transcript is spliced from 2 exons.